Messenger RNA from Saccostrea cuccullata (small rock oyster), 1886 nucleotides. RefSeq lists its product as uncharacterized. The transcript is spliced from 2 exons. Bases 145 to 1791 code for a protein of 548 amino acids. The record is from RefSeq and is a predicted model, not a curated record. Gene Ontology annotation, molecular function: ubiquitin protein ligase activity; zinc ion binding; translation repressor activity. Gene Ontology annotation, biological process: proteasome-mediated ubiquitin-dependent protein catabolic process; protein polyubiquitination; negative regulation of translation. Lineage: Eukaryota; Metazoa; Mollusca; Bivalvia; Ostreida; Ostreidae.
CAAAUACGCAUUGGUGUGCAUUAAAGUGCACUUAAUAUAUGCAUUAAAUGCGAAAACCGAAAGUGAAGUAUUAGAAUUAUGAAAACAGGAUAAAGAGUGAAAAUAUUGUUUCAAAGAUAAACAGAUAUCGAUUUAAACAACAAAAUGGCGACGGGCGACAUUGGGUUUGCUCAAAUGUUGAUACGAUGCAAGUGCUGCCCCAACAAGGCAGAACUUUUCUGCAGGAGUUGUGACGUUAACAUGUGUAGAAAUUGUGUUGCUUCGCAUACACUUUCUCUACCACAGGAACACGUCGUUAUCAAAUAUUCAGCAAAAUUUGAUGUUUACCCAAAGCCAUGUUGUCCCAAACACCUUGAACAAAAGUGCAAUCUUCAUUGCCAAGUUUGUGAUAUUCCUGUCUGCACUGAAUGCAUUGCAUCUGGAGAGCAUGUACGCCAUGAGAUGCAGAAAGUCAGCGAGAAUCAGAAAGCAAAAGAAGGGGUUGUGGUCGAGGAAAUAAAAUUUCUGGAAGAGAAAUUAGUUCCCGAAUAUCAAAGAAUCAUAGAGCUAAUAAAGGAAGAUAUAGAUGAGUUACCAACGAGGAGUUCCAAUUUAAAAUCAGAAAUGUUAGAACAAGGAAAAGAACUGCACAACGCAGUUGAAAGGGUCAUCAAUAAAAGACUCUCUGAAAUCGAUGCUAUGGAAAACAAAAAUUUGGAUGAACUACAGAAAACUCUGUCUGAAUUUGAAAAUCGCUUAGCUGCUAUUCUGGAACUUAUCAGGAAGAAUAAAGAAAUUCUGCAGUUUAGGCAAACUGACAUUGCUAAUUCCCAGUCACAUUUGAACAAACUAAGCCAGUUGCCGCCAAGGAGGAAGUUUUCACCAGGACGAUUUGAAGCAGAACCAGUCAAUGACGAAAAAAUAUCUUCAUUAUUUGGUAAGCUGCAUCCUUCGUCAUUGAAAGCUGUAAUUGAAGACAAAGCUGUGAGCAGAAUAACAAGAGAGCUGUCGUUUCUACAGUGCUACCAGAGAGAGUUACUUGACUGUCCAGAAAUCAUUGCCACUACAGAUAUUAAGAUCAAAGAACCCUGCUUAGUCAGUUGUCUUGGAAACAAUGAAGCCUGGAUAAGUGGUUGCCGUGGUAACAUGACCCGGGUUGACAGUGAAGGGUCAGUUCUGGAGACGGUCAUCACGAAGUCUGGUCGAUAUCCUCAUGGUCUGGCGAUCACCAGCGAUGGCGAUCUCCUAUAUACUGACUUUGCCAAUAAGACCAUUUGCCGCGUAAGGAACGGGAAAGUUGAUGUCUUGAUUCACACGGAGGGUCACCCGUCUGGGAUCUGUGUCACUUCGUCCGGAGACAUAUUGGUCGCUUUGUAUGAAACAGAAGUGAACAUAGCACGGUACACUGGUACAUCAAAAAUACAAGACAUUCCUUACGGUGAAACAAAACGAGCUUUGAUAGAAAAUAAUGAUAUCUGGCUCCAAAUCGCUGAGAAUAGGAACGGAGACAUCUGUGUGAGCGACUUGAACUCUAAAGCAGUUGUCAUCCUCAGUCAAGAAGGAAAAGCCAAAUCUAGAUAUGUCAAGGCCACUAACCCACAUUGUAUUACCACAGACAGUGUUGGUCAUAUAUUGGUAUCUGACAAUCACCAGAACUGUGUCUACAUCCUAGACAGCCAUGGCGCAGGUCUAUCGAUCAUAAAUAACUGUCUACUGAAUGUCCCUGUUGGAGUGAGUGUUGACAGUGACGACAGACUGUGGGUAGUGGAGAGAGACUCUGGAAAACUGAACAUCAUCAAGUACAUGAAAUAGAACAAUCUUCAAUCUCCACCCUUGACGUGCAUAAAAUUGACUAAAGGUGGAUAAAUCUAUUAACAGCUAAAAUCAUACGAUCAUCUUGUGACUUA